AAAUUACUCUUCAAUCUUCAUCGUCAUCGCGUUGAUUGAAGUUUGCAACUUUGUAUUGUUUAUUGAAAGCUUUUACGUUUUAUUAGCAAUAAUUAGCUAAAUUUAACCGAAAGUUAUUAGCAACUUAAUUCUUCACAUAAUGGGUGUUCAAGUAGAAACAAUUUCUCCUGGUGACGGUUCUACGUAUCCAAAACAAGGACAAACUGUUGUUGUACAUUACACAGGAACUUUGACCGAUGGAAAGAAAUUCGAUUCCUCGAGGGACCGCGGCUCUCCCUUCAAAUUCAAAUUGGGCAAAGGAGAAGUAAUCAGAGGUUGGGACGAAGGAGUAGCCCAGUUAUCCGUGGGACAACGCGCGAAAUUGAUCUGUUCGCCUGAUUAUGCUUAUGGAUCACGUGGACAUCCAGGAGUUAUUCCGCCGAAUGCUACUUUAAUUUUCGACGUGGAACUGUUGAGGGUCGAGUCGUAAACCUGGCCAUUAUUUUGCUCAUUCUUAACGACGAUCUUCCACAACAUUACUUACGCUACUUAAAUUAAUUUUUUCGUGGUUUAAAUUACUUAGUAGUGAUCAUCUUUAUAGCGUCUGGUAUGUCAGUUCAAAAUCAGUUUAAUCUACUUAAGUAAUAUUGUAUGUUUUUUUUUUUUUUUAAUAUAAAUAAUGUUCGCAUUUAUUUUAAAAAAUUAGGCAAUUAUUCACAAAUUUGAUAUUCAUAUUCUUUUUAUAUCGAUGUUAAUUAUGCUUAUUGUUCGUUUUGCAAUUUUUUUUUCAAAGGUUUAAGGUAUUGAUAGGUAAUUAACAAACACACGAUGUACGUGAUAAGUUAAAAAUGAUAUAAAGGUACUUUGAUACGAAAAAUUCAAGAAACUCUAGUUUCCGUAACUUUUUUCGUGGUGAGCAUAAAAAUUACAUAGAAUCGAUUACGAAUAGCAAUUGCAUUAUUAGCAUAGGUAGCUGGUUUACUAUACAUAUUUUAAGAUUUGAUUUGAAUUGAUAAUGCAUUUUUUCGUAUUGUACUACCUCAAAUCAUAAAAUAUAUUUUUUGAUCCUCGA
Messenger RNA from Planococcus citri (citrus mealybug), 1051 nucleotides. RefSeq names its product peptidyl-prolyl cis-trans isomerase Fkbp12 (gene Fkbp12). The transcript has 5 exons. Gene Ontology annotation, cellular component: cytoplasm; sarcoplasmic reticulum membrane. The record is from RefSeq and is a predicted model, not a curated record. Bases 140 to 469 code for a protein of 109 amino acids. Gene Ontology annotation, biological process: protein peptidyl-prolyl isomerization. NCBI's taxonomy places the organism in Eukaryota, Metazoa, Arthropoda, Insecta, Hemiptera, Pseudococcidae. Gene Ontology annotation, molecular function: peptidyl-prolyl cis-trans isomerase activity.